AUGGUUGCAGAGGUCAGAACAGCUGCUGUGGCCAGAGAUAGAAUCGAGAAAACUCCUGCAUUCGCCACUCUGCCAGCAUCCAGGAAGAAGGCUGUCCCAAAAGGGAAACCCACGACCAGUCCUCGUGUAAUGACGCAGAGUACUCCCUAUGAGUGCAAGACCUGUGGUAUUAGCAAUUUUGCCAAUGUGCAGGAGUACUACCAUCAUUUCGGAGAGAAACACGGUGGGUUAGGAUGCCGCCACUGCUCAGUGAAGUUCAACUCUCUGGACGAGCUGGGCUACCAUUUGUUCUUGGCCCACAAGGAGAAGCUUUUCAUGUGUAACAAGUGUGGCUUUGGGGCACUGUCCACUACGGCCCUCAGACAGCAUAUGUUGGACCUGCACGAAAAGGUGCGGUGUAACUUAUGUGGUCGGUGCUAUGAGGGGAAGGCAUACAGAAUCCACCUCAUGGGGCACACAAAGAAGUGUCAUGUCAGAAUAGAGAGGUUAUCACGUAGGGUUCUGAAGAAGUAUGGAAUUAGUGGACUUUCUAAGGAGAUUGAUGUGGGUAACGCUGUUGUUAAGGACAACGGCAGUAUCCCCAGGAAUGAUGUUGCUCUCGAAGAUGAUGUUGUAGUUGUGGAAUAA
Molecule: messenger RNA, 627 nt
Organism: Lingula anatina
Lineage: Eukaryota; Metazoa; Brachiopoda; Lingulata; Lingulida; Lingulidae
Product: zinc finger protein 420-like
Source: RefSeq, a predicted model, not a curated record